CACUAUCCAUACAAUCUCCACUUUCUGAUAAACAGUUAAACCAUACAAUUUUCCCUCUUCUUCAAGAAUCCACAAAAAAAAAAAAAAAAAAAAAAAAAAAAAAAAUUAACAGAAAAAACACACAUAUCAAAGAAAAAAAUGUCAGUAGCAUCAUCAUCUUCAUUCCCAUGCAUCAAAAUUCAAAACACAUCUUCCCCAAUUCCUUCUUCUUCCAAUAAUUUCAGUUUUUCUACUAAACUCACCAUAAGAAGUUCUCAGGCUGAUGGCCCUUUAAGAAGACCUAUGGCACAACCACCUACCCCUGUUAAACCUGUCCCACCAUCAUCACCACCACCACCUUCAUCUUCUCCUCCGCCUCCGCCGCCUAGUGCUCCGGCCAAGCAGGCUCUGGAUGACAAGAAUGUAAUUACAAUGGAGUUUCAGAGGCAAAAGGCUAAGGAGCUUCAACAAUAUUUCAAGCAGAAGAAGCUUGAGGAAGCUAAUCAAGGACCAUUCUUUGGUUUUAUUGCCAAGAAUGAAAUUUCCAAUGGCAGAUGGGCGAUGUUUGGUUUUGCUGUUGGGAUGUUAACAGAAUAUGCCACUGGUUCUGACUUUGUUGAUCAAGUUAAGAUCCUCCUCUCAAAUUUUGGGAUAGUAGACCUGGAAUGAGGUUCCUCCUUAUCACAAAAUGCUGCCAUAAAAUACUUUCUUUUGUAAUUUUAUGUAAAAGAAUCCAAUUGGUUUCUUUAAUUUUCUCACUUGAAUUUUCAAUUUUAUUUGUUUGAGCCCCUUCA
This is a messenger RNA of Lycium barbarum (goji berry), 773 nucleotides long. Its product is annotated as light-harvesting complex-like protein OHP2, chloroplastic. The transcript is spliced from 2 exons. Gene Ontology annotation, cellular component: chloroplast thylakoid membrane. The record is from RefSeq and is a predicted model, not a curated record. Lineage: Eukaryota; Viridiplantae; Streptophyta; Magnoliopsida; Solanales; Solanaceae. Bases 139 to 648 code for a protein of 169 amino acids.